Molecule: messenger RNA, 1925 nt
Organism: Hemibagrus wyckioides
Lineage: Eukaryota; Metazoa; Chordata; Actinopteri; Siluriformes; Bagridae
Gene: mindy4b
Product: MINDY family member 4B
Exons: 14
Coding region: 1-1533 (510 amino acids)
Biological process (GO): protein K48-linked deubiquitination
Molecular function (GO): cysteine-type deubiquitinase activity; K48-linked deubiquitinase activity
Source: RefSeq, a predicted model, not a curated record
AUGAUUCCGAUGGAGAACAGACUGGAGAAGGCCAGUGACAAGAACACAGACCUGGAUGACAUUCUGAGUCAGAUAGCAGAGCUGGACAAAUGGAGGGAAAUAUUUGACGCUCGGGGGUUGGAACUACACAACUGUUCUGAAAGAAUGCAUGUAGCCUCUGAAAUGGAAGAUUAUAAGCAGCUGUUCCAGAGCAUCAACACUCUGCAGCCCUCCAGGCUUGGAUACAUUGAACUGCUUCAAGAGGAGGUGAAGAGAAACCAGGAUAGACCUCUUGAGAGGUUUAAACCUGAGGAAGAACCCGAGGAUGUUUCUCGGUCUCCUUCAGCCCAUUCAUUCCACAGCAACGUCAACUCUCUGAUGGUGCCCUACUCCAUCCCUCGUGCACUAGCCGUCUCUCCCACUAUGGGUGGACAUCCAGUUUCACCUGAACUUGCCAUGAGUCUGAGGAAGAUUUUGUUUGGAAACACAUUGCACAUUUUCAAUUAUGAGUGGAAGAAAUCCUUCUUUAAGUUCCGGGAGCCAUAUUCGAACCUAUCCUAUGCUUUGGAGGCAGAAAGAGGAGGAGCCCGCGCAAUUCAGAUGGCAGUUCAGGCCCAUGUUAUCAAAUACCUGCUUUUCACACAGUCACUGAACUCAGAGCACUGUGGAAUAGAGAGGCUGUUGGAGAUUGGGGAGAAAGAGCAGGAGAGGGCUUUGGCUGCUGCGUUGGCUGAUAUUUUAUGGACAGCUGGUGAGGAGCGUACUGCCACCGUCUCCUUGGUUACGCCAGAUCGCUGCUUCACCCCCCACCUGGACUACAAACUGGACAACUUCACAGAGAGGUUGCAGCUUUUCACCUUUAAAGAGAAAGAAGACGUGACAAAAUUUAUAUAUGAACAUAUUCAGUGUUUCAAUGAGGAAGGAAGCCAUGGAGUCAUUCUCUUUCUGUACAGCUUGAUCUUAUCAAGGUCAAUUAUUAGGUUGCAAGAAGACCUGGAUUUCAGCACAACUCAUCUCUUACAAUUUGGCUUAGGCAACUUUGUUUGUCGCCAGGCCCUUUUAAACCUGUUGUUGACUGGCCGAGCCAGUCCUAACGUCUUCAAUGGAAAAUUGUCAUGUGAUGAGCAUGGCAAUGCACUGGACCAACCUCUUCAUGGAGUUCUGAAUCGGAGCAAUGUGGGAUACCUACACUGGAGCAGAGAGCAAUCGGAACAUGGCAGUCUGCCUGCUGUGGGAAGCAUGCUCAAGACGCCCAAACUGCCGGUUUGGAUUUGCAACAUCAAUGGCACCUACAGCGUUUUAUUUAGUCCAAACCUUUCUCUGUUGUCUGAUUGGAAGAUGGAGCACCUCUUCCACCUCUACUUCUACAAUGGCCAACCAACCCAAGUCAAUACUGCAAUGCUCACUAUAGACACUCAUUCCCAUCACUGGGAGGCUAAAAGCAGAGAUGGUCAAGGAGACCCUGAAAAGAGGUUUCCCUCAGUGGAGAUGACCAUCAGAACUAAAUGGGCGGGAGCGGCAAUUAACUGGAAUGGGACAGUACCUUUCUUCUGAGAAGGUUUAGCUAGGCAUUGACUUUGAUUUAGUAGUCUAUAUUAAAUACAAUAUAAAUUUAUGUGCUAUGACAUGCACAUUAAAAACAUUACCUUUCUUUUAUUAACUUUAUAAUGUCCCCUAAUAAUGUUUAAAUAGUACAUGGACUUUAAAUUUAUGUAGACAGUUUAGAAACAUUGCAUAUCUGGCAGAUUUGAUUGUUUGAUAAUAAUUUAAUUUGAAUGUGAUUAUUUGCUGCAGAAUUUGCUAAUGUUUUGUUAACCUACCCUUCAUAACAUGCUCAGGGAGGGAACCUAUUUAUCAUGAUCAUUUGAAAUCAUUUCAAGCCAAUCAAGCAAGAUUUUUUUUAUAAUAUCUAACUAUCCAGAAACAGUUCAGAUAAUGUUGAGGUG